Messenger RNA from Andrographis paniculata, 2370 nucleotides. Its product is annotated as rab GTPase-activating protein 22-like. Gene Ontology annotation, biological process: activation of GTPase activity. Gene Ontology annotation, molecular function: GTPase activator activity. The transcript is spliced from 12 exons. NCBI's taxonomy places the organism in Eukaryota, Viridiplantae, Streptophyta, Magnoliopsida, Lamiales, Acanthaceae. The coding region runs from base 576 to 2075 and encodes 499 amino acids. The record is from RefSeq and is a predicted model, not a curated record.
CCCAAUUAUGGGCAUUGACCCACUCAAAACCGGAUCUUGAAUUGGAUUAUGACCCGAAGAAUGGCGGUGGAACUAUGGAAGUCGAAAAGAGGAAACACCGAUGAAUCGGCCCACAGGACAAGACAGGACGGACCCUAAAUUCGGGGUAGCUGUACGGUACCAGCCCUUCAACUGGGCUUCUUCCCUAAUCCUUCUCCGCCAUUGCUAAUCCACCGCGAAUCAAGGCUGCUCUAAACAACUCCCUAGAUCCCGCAGAAGUCGCGCUACUGUAUGCCACCAGCACUAAUCGUCCCGCCAUGAAUAGAUCCUCAAGAACCGCAGAGCCGGCAGCGUCUGCAAAUGGCGACGGGCCGGGUCGAGAAAGCCGCCAAGUAUCCCCUUCUUCACCGUCCUCUUGGACUUGACUGAAUUAAAUAAAAUUAAAGCAAUAAUAAUAAUGAUGGGAAGAGAUUAUUAAUGCCGUGUGUAAUAAUUUCUGGGUUUGAAUGGGUCCCCGGGAUGAUUUUUUUCUUCUUUAUUUUUUUAAAGGGCAGGCCAGCUAUGAUGAUGUUGUUCUGUUGAAUUGAUCUGGGUUGAUGUUGUUGCGAGCAACAGCUCAAUUUGUCCUGGUUUUCUUGGAUUCUAAUUUGUGUUUGUUUGAGGAAUUGAAGUUUGAGUAUAUGUGUUUCUUUCAUCUUCCUUUUGCAAAGGGAAAGAUUGCUUGCUGUUCGAGGGGAUCGGGUGGGAAAAUGUGGAGGGACCUCGGAACCCCUGCCGAUUCAUAUUAUCAGGUUCGCCCUGAAUGCAGCACUGAUGUUCCCGAAAGCAAGUUCAGGAUCAAGGCUGGAAAAACCUUAAGUCCCCGGAAAUGGAAGUCUUCUUUCUCACCUGAAGGUUAUCUUGAUAUUGGCAAAACACUCAGCCGGAUAUGUCGUGGUGGAAUUCACCCUUCAAUUAGAGGUGAAGUUUGGGAGUUUUUAUUGGGUUGUUUUGAUCCAAAUAGCACUUUUGAGGAACGAGAUCAAAUACGUCAGCAUCGAAGAGUGAAGUAUAGAAUGUUGAAAGAAGAGUGUCGUCAAAUGUUUUCCUUGGUUGGAAGUGGGAGAUUUGUUACGGCUCCAAUAAUUACAGACGAUGGCCAACCUAUUCAAGAUCCUAUUGUGCUCCAGCAAAUUAAUCUUGAAGAGAAUCCUGAAUCUCGUACUCAGGAAAAUGGGUUUAUCAAUGGCUCCCAUGUGGAAAAACAUCCAAAUGGUCACAGUACACUGUCCAAAAAGGAAAUCCAAUGGAAACUUACAUUACAUCAAAUAGGCCUUGAUGUAGUCCGUACAGAUAGGACAUUAGUGUUUUAUGAGAAGCAAGAAAAUUUGUCAAAACUCUGGGAUAUUCUGGCUGUCUAUGCCUUGUUUGAUUUAGAUGUGGGCUACUGCCAAGGUAUGAGUGAUCUUUGCUCACCAAUGAUUAUUGUCCUCGAGGAUGAGGCGGAUGCAUUUUGGUGCUUUGUCCACUUGAUGCGCAGAUUGCGAGGAAAUUUCAGGGGCACCGAACGCUCUGUUGGAGUGGAGGCGCAGCUUGGUAAACUAGCUUCAGUUACACAAGUGAUCGAUCCCAAACUUCAUCAGCACUUAGAAACUCUGGGAGCAGGAAAUUAUCUGUUUGCUAUUCGGAUGCUUAUGGUAAUGUUUCGCCGAGAAUUUUCUUUUGCCGAUGCAUUAUACCUUUGGGAGAUGAUGUGGGCAUUAGAAUAUGAUCCUGAGUUAUACUCCGUGUACGAGGAUAGUGAAUCCGCAGCAGCUAAUGAAAGAUCAGGAGGAGAGUCAAGAGUAAGGACCAGACCAAAACGGCAUUGUGGAAAAUUUGAAAGAGAAUACCAGAAGAAUCGAGGGAAAAAUACUGCUGCUGCACCUCUUCCCAUUUCUGUUUUCCUUGUUGCCAGUGUCCUAAAGGAGAAGAGUUCUAAGUUAACCGAAGCGCGAGGAUUAGAUGACGUUGUGCAGAUAUUGAAUGAAGUCACCGGUAACAUUGAUGCCAAAAAAGCAUGCACCGGCGCAAUGAAGCUUCACAAGAAAUAUCUGAAAAAGGCGAAAAAUACAUGAUAUGAACGAACAUCGAAAGCCAAGGAAACAGCUUGUUUUUCUUCCCGGCGACGGCUCCCAAAAAGGUGUCUACACUUGCCCUGAGGCUGAUUUUAAAGUUCAGCUUCUUUGUAUACUGUUAUUGUAUUUGUAUUUGUGUUGUUACAGGUAUCAAUUGAUACCUUGUGCUGCUUUGUAAUAUGGUUUCGAUGCACAGUGUUGAUUCUUGUUGUUGUUAUUGUACAACUAUACAUAUGAUGUACUUCUUAUUCAAAGAAAAAGAUUCUACUUUUGGUUCGAAAAUGGCAAUCUUACA